ACUCUUCCCGGAGCAAGUUCACCUGCUACACACGGCGCCUCCCACACUCUUUGUCACCGGACCGCCCAGUACAGGUAAAACUGUGGUGCUGCUGCUGAUGGCCAUAGAGUGGCUGCGGUGUGGUCACGACGUCUACAUUGUCAGUACAUGGAUGGGGAGUCGUGCAGCGUGCAUCAUGUUGCAUUACCUGUUGCUGCAGACGGUAAACACACAACAGUCAGCAGGUGUAUCACACGGUCAGCUUCACCUCAUGCAGUAUGAUCUUGAUGACAGUGAAGACGUGGAGAAGGCCGUCAACGACUUGUCACAGGAGGCUAUAGGAAGGUCGUUGUACGUCAUCGCUGAUGAAGUAGGGAGUGAGUUGAGAAUCAACAACUUUGGGACUUUCUGUAACAAGCUGCUGACACAAGUUCCUAGUCUCCAUCUUUGGGCGGCAAGUUGUUUCCCUGAACACAGACCCGCCGGUUGGGAAGUUAAAUAUUUAUCCACACCCCUGCGCUCUCCACCUGUCGUCGUCACGGAAGUCGAGCAGGACCUGAGGAUCACUAGAUUCCGUGAUGUCGACCCGAACAGUCAGCAAGGUGUGCCCGACCACACAGACAGCCCGUCAGUCACACGACUGUAUCACCGAGGUCUGGGUCACUCAGGUCGCUGGCCAGGUGACUGUGUCACGUGCGGUCGUGAGGUGGCCAGCUUCCUACACAGACUCAGUGUUGGUGUUACGGAGACCAGCACAACAACAUCUACAACAUUGACCUCUACCAUCGGCAGCUCCCCACCACCCUGUCUGCAGUGGAGAGAUGUGCUGGUGUUUUCCUGGCGUGACGUAAAUGAUCAGUCGGGUGUGGUCACAGGACUAAACAAAGCGGGUAUCCCAGCGCGGGUGAUGAAGGAUGAUGACAUCGAGGACGUGGCCACCGCCCACAGUGACGUGGUGUGGGUGACAAAUGCACGUGUUUAUGGUCUGAAGAGAAAAGUUGUCGUCUAUCUGCAGUACUUUGAUUUUGAUUCAAUGAGAUUUACGGAGUUUUAUCAAGGCAGCGAUUGCUCCUCGCGACUUGACCUCGUGCCCCGCAGUACUUCACAACUUGUGAUUGUCUCCCUUUACUAACAGCCGCCUGAAGGUGACUGUCACUGACACACCUUUUACCUGUUGUAAUCGUGUGUCUGUCUGGCAUCAACACUUGUCUUCAGUGUUUCUCCUCGUAUACUUUCAGUCUAUCACCACGUCAUGCAAUGACGUUCUCACAAUAUACUUAGAAAUAAAUUAUUUAAAAUAAAAUUUUCAUCAAGUUUGUCUGUUGCAGACGUAUGUGCGGUAAUGUGUCAUGUGUGUGCGUGUGUCUAUGUUAAUGUGUCAUCAUAUCCGUGCAUGUGUCAGUCUACAAGUGUGAUAUCUGUGUCAAUGAUGUAAAUGACUAGAUCGCUGGGUACGCAUAUACCCUACUAGUUGGCUGAAGUAACAAAGGAUGAUAAGAUCACAGUAAAGAACUCUGUGUGAGAUGAAAUUUAAAAAAAAUUGUUGCAAUGUUUGUUUUUGUUUUUACUUUUCAUUAAACUGCCCCUUUAUCUGGUCGACAAGUUUGCAGUCAGCCAUCCUGAAAGCCAUUUAUCCAUGUUAUAAGGAUAUACUAAGCAAUCACUCAGACAAAGCAUGAAGUAAUCGCCAUUUGUUAUUGUUAUCAUUAUAAUGAUAAUUCUUGUGAUCAUCUUCAGCAACAGGAAAGCAUCAUACAUUCUCUUUAUAUCUAGUCACUGUACUCGAAAAUAUAUUGUUUUGAGAAGAUGGGAUGUUCCUUUUGUAGCUGGGACUUUUUCUUAUUUUGUGACUGUAGCAUUAAAGUUUACUCCCUAAA
Pomacea canaliculata is the source of this 1856-nucleotide messenger RNA. RefSeq lists its product as uncharacterized. The record is from RefSeq and is a predicted model, not a curated record. NCBI's taxonomy places the organism in Eukaryota, Metazoa, Mollusca, Gastropoda, Architaenioglossa, Ampullariidae. The coding region runs from base 98 to 1111 and encodes 337 amino acids. The transcript is spliced from 3 exons.